Messenger RNA from Trichomycterus rosablanca, 3948 nucleotides. Its product is annotated as E3 SUMO-protein ligase CBX4-like. The record is from RefSeq and is a predicted model, not a curated record. Gene Ontology annotation, molecular function: SUMO ligase activity; SUMO binding. Gene Ontology annotation, cellular component: PRC1 complex. NCBI's taxonomy places the organism in Eukaryota, Metazoa, Chordata, Actinopteri, Siluriformes, Trichomycteridae. The transcript is spliced from 4 exons. Gene Ontology annotation, biological process: negative regulation of transcription by RNA polymerase II; protein sumoylation. Bases 953 to 2173 code for a protein of 406 amino acids.
GGUCAAGUGGAGAGGGUGGUCACCCAGCAACAGUUUAGGGAAGGCUUUUUGCUGUUCCAGUUUGACUGUGUCCCUGUGCGCAAAGCAAACUCAUGAAGACAUGAAGAAAAGCUUGUUUUAAUGAAACUCCAGUGACCUGCACAGAGCCCUGACCUCAACCCCACUGAAGAGGUUUGGAAUAAACUGGAACAUCAGUUGAGAUGGUUUUUUGACCAACAUCAGUGCCCAGCACAAAUAACCACAGACAUACUUCAAAGACUUGUGAGAAGCCUCCUCAGAAAAAUGGCUGUUGUUAUAGCUGAAAAGAUCACACAGAGGUCACUUUGUUUUUGUUUUUAAAAUGAAAUGUCCAACCAGCAAAUACUUUUGCUGGAAAGGCUUUCCACAAGAUUUGGGUGUUGUAAGGUCAGGCCAUGAUGUUGAAAAAGAUGGCAUGGCUUGCAAUUAACGUUAUAAUUUAUCUCUGUUAAGCUCAUUAAGUGUUUAAUGGGGUUGAGGCUCAGUGCAGGCCACAGAAGUUCCACCCCUAAACUGGUUCCACAUUAAAAGCAGUAGCUUAUUGUGUUUGAUUUCUGUGUCUCACUAAAACACCUGAACUUAUGAUUCAUUUUACUCACUUAGUGCAGGUCUUUCUGGUUGGUUUCAUUACGCACUGUGUAGUCAUGAUGCUGCAUGUCCACUACAUAACAUUUAUUGCACAUUAUGCACAUGCACUGUCCAACUGAUACAAUACUGCAGGAGCUGCAGAACUGCCCUGCAUUUCUCAGUAAUGCUGACACCCUUGUUAAACAUGGUUUGGCACCAGAGAGCUGAGUGGACAAGCACACCCUUUGGCCUUUGUUAAUUCCCUUCUUAAUCUCAUUACAGGUACAACACAUGGGAGCCUGAGGAGAACAUUUUAGACCCGCGUCUCCUUGUUGCCUUCCAGAAAAGGGAGCGUGAGGAGCAGAUAAUGGGUUACCGCAAGAGAGGUCCAAAACCAAAGCACCUCCUCACACAGCUUCCGUCAUUUGCUCUGAGAUCCAACGUUCUCUCCGGCCUCCAGAAAGCAUCACAGGAUAAUGUGGUCUCGAUGAAACCAACCACGGAUGCAAAGCAGAUGCAUCAGUUUGAGCUGAACAGCAGGAAGCAACACCAGUACCAGCAGGUCUGCAGAGAAAGCCCAGAUGAUGUUCUGUCUACCAGCAAAAGGAAGCACUUCUACCAGCUGAACAGCAAAAAGCACCACCACUACCAACCUGAUCCUAAACAGUACCAGAGCAUGAAGGAAGCUUUAACUCCUGAAUGCUUGGAUCUACAGCAAAAACAGAUUGAGGACACAGAUUUAGGAUGUCUCAGGAAUGUAAAAGACAACAGUAAGGAAGACAAAAAGCUUAUGGGUGAAAGUGGCUACCAAUCAGAAUUUGCUGAGGAUGGAUUAAAGUCUGUGAAUGAAACAAGCAGUAAGCUAAAAAUUGUGAAGAACAAGAAUAAGAACGGACGGAUCGUCAUCGUCAUGAGCAAGUACAUGGAGAACGGAAAGCAAGUUCAAAAUGGGGAGGACAAAGUUCUGGGGAGUGAGACAAAUAGCACAAAUGGCACUAUGGACACAACCAAACACUUAGACAGAAAUGGAUUUAACAAUACUGAGCCUCCUAACUCUGGAUUUAUGCAUGGAUUAAUCCACCCUGACUCAGCUACUUCAGUUCAGACAAACAGAGCAGAGGAUUCCCAAAACCUGAAACUACCUGAUGGAGAGCCAGUACAGCUGACAAUCCCAAAGGAUUUGACAAAGGGCUCCCAAAAGCGGCGCCACUCUGAUCCAGUUAGUGACCCUGGACAGGCGAAAAGAUUCUUAAAUUGUCGAAGUAUAAGCGCACCACAUACGAACACGAGUCACCAUGCAAGCAAGUCCAUGCAUGUCAGUGGACACCAAAACUCUACGCUUGAUUUCUUGAAUGGCUGUCAGGACGAGCCAAUAGAUCUGAGCUGCGCUCGGGUGCGGGAUACAAGGAACUCUAGUGCAGACACUCAAAUCAAUGGGAACCCCAAACCAAAUGAGAAAAAGGCAGUGCCUUCUCAGCAGGUGUCAGAACCUUCAGCAAGUUUUUCACCUUUUCUUGGAAAUAUAAUAAUCACAGACAUCACAGCAAACUGCCUCACUGUAACUUUUAAGGAAUAUGUGACUGUUUAGAAUGUCCAAAAACGUGUGGUAUGAUCAUCCUUUUGUAAAUCUGUAGAAAUGUAAAGAGUUUUCAGAAUGUUUUAAUAUAAAAAGCAGGUCUUGAUAGAGCAAGAGCAAGUUUAACCUGCAGUGAUAUUUUAUUCAAUUUAUUAAUGUAUUUCUAUUAAAAUUGAAUGUUGUUUUUGUUUGUUUGUUUUCCAGCUGCAUUGCUUUUGAUUAACUCAAAGUUAAACCUGACCAUGGCAAUAUAAAAAGUGCAGACUAAACAUUCAUUUAUUUAUUUUCACUAACCGCUUCAUCCUUGCCUAAGUCAUUUAGUGACACUAGGCGCAAGGCAAAAAUAAAUCCUGGACAGUUUAUAUAUGGGCACUUUACACAUACCCAUUAUUACAUACUUACUCCUAGAAGCAAUUCAAAGCAGCCAAUCUACCUUUUGCAUUAUUUUGGGUGCAUUUCUUUCCUCUAUAUAAAUUUCUUUGGGGUAAAAACAUCAGAAGAUUGGAUUGUUGAUUGGCUCCAACAAAUUGCUCCUAGUUGUGAGUGAAGUGCUGUGUGUGUAUUUCUGCCCCGCUGCCACCAGACCCACCACAACCCUGAUCCGCAUAAAAAAUGAAUUUUGAGUGAAUUAAUUAAGCAUUUAUAAAUUUUACUGUAAUCCAUGAAGCUGAAAGUCAGGGAUUAAAUUCCUGAACAAGUUUAGUAACAUAAUUUAUUAACAGAUUCAAAAAGUACCAAAGUUAUUAUUUUGCCAUCACCAUAAUAAUAUCACUGUUUGUUGUAUCUUGCACAUAUUUACAACGCUGGAAUUCUCAAUUCUGAUUGGUCAGAAGGCUUGGCUUUUAUGAUGUAGCAUUGUAUCAGUGUGUCAGUGAACAUAACCUUAAUAUUUUUAUAUUUACAAAGAGUCUGUAUAGUUGGAAAAAGGUAAAAUUGCAGACUCUCACUGUGAACCAUACAGAAUGCACUUUUGACCAGGGUUGCCAGAUUUGCACCCCCCAGAAACGGGUUGUGUUUUGUUUCAUACACUGAAUGGCUAAAAUGGUUUCAAAAAGUUUCCAGCCACAUCCCAUGCUAACAUAUUUAUAAAAUCAAUUAUAUUGAAAAGAAAUGAAAUGCUACCAACUGUGUUUCAGUUUAGACAUCCAGUCAGAUCUGGUAAAUUUUAUUUUACUUGUUUUGUAGAAAUAAAGGUAAUUUUUGUGUCUGCUUCUUAUGCUGUGGCUCUAUAAAGUGGAAAAUACAUGUACAUGUAAAUGUUGUGAUACAGGAUUUUCUGUCACUGAAUUGUUUCAGUCGUCUGCGCUUGAUCAGAUUGCUAAUAUGUAAAAGAAGCACUUACAUAUGCAAUGCUAAUUUUCAUGUCCUGUCUUUUGUACAGCUGAUUUUACACACAGCGUGUGUUUAUCAUUGUCUCAGCAUAUUAAAAGCUUAUUUUAGUGUAAAAAGAUACUGUAAACAUCUCUCUGUUUCUCUUUCUUUAUGUGUGUGUGUGUCUGUGUGUGUGUGUGUUGUAUGAAAGAUCAGACUGUGUAAACAUUCAGAGAGAUAAUGAGACAUUUCUUUGUUUCUUCUUUGUAAUUAUACAAGCCGUUGGUAUCGGACUGCACUUUGCACUAUCUGUUUAGUGUUAUCAGAUAAGAAGUCUGCAAUGUUUAAAAUCCUUAUCACGCCUGCGUUUUUGCACUGCUACUUUUACUCACUCACACAGAAACAGAAACAGGAAUGUGCUGAUGUUUUCAAAGUCCUACUGGUUCUAUUUUGGAAUAAAAGAGCUUUUGGUAUUA